Molecule: messenger RNA, 1014 nt
Organism: Symbiodinium natans
Lineage: Eukaryota; Dinophyceae; Suessiales; Symbiodiniaceae
Source: the annotation of a GenBank genome assembly
AUGUCAAAGGACGGAUACGGAGCAGCCUUCCUGUCGCCCGCUGAAAAUAGUCUCGGUGCAGUCAUGGCCGGCCCGGUUGCCUCGGAUGUGGAGCUCCUACUGGAGGAGGAGGAUCGCCCUGCACGCAGCCCAUUCACCUUCCCGCGUCGUGCGGCCUUGGCUCUGGGCUGCGUUGGUUUGGUCACCGUGGGCAUCCUGGCACGUGGUGGCGCCCGCGGAUUGCGCAGCAAGUCGGGUGCAUUCGUCAUGCUGGAAGCCAACACCGACGAUUGCUAUGAGGCUUCCACUUACUACAGCAGUCCCACGAGGAUGGCUGGAAGUGAGAGGACCGUCGAGCUGAGUGUGGAAGCUUGCCAACAGCGCUGCUUUGCUGUUUCUGGUUGUGCACACUUCACCUACUGGCCGGAUGGAGGCUGCCUGUUGACGGAUGGCUCAUCAGUUGCCUCGCCUGCCCCUGCGAAGUAUUCAGAGACAGUGGCCGGACCGCCGUACUGUGGUGAGAAGCCGGAUAUCGUGGACACCGUUACCUCCGGAGUUCAGGGGGCCGCGGACACCAUCAGCUCUGGAGUUCAGGGGGCUGUGGACACAGUUUCCUCUGGUGUUCAGGGGGCUGUGGACACAGUUUCCUCCGGAGUUCAGGGGGCUGUGGACACAGUUUCCUCCGGAGUUCAGGACACCGUCGACAAUGUGGCGGCCGGAAUCCAGGACGCUGCCGAGAAGGCCAGCAUUGAGGUGCCGACUGUGCUGCCCCUGGCAGUCCCUGGAAUCAAUGGCACGAUGUGCGCCAAGUACCCUGCCUGUGUUGCUGCUGGCAUCGAGGAGGGCAACUGCUGCCCAAAUGACGAUCACGUGGCGCUUGGCUGCUGCAUGGGCUUUGCACCUGUCAUUGCAGCGCCCAAGAUUGCUCCAGGGUCAGAGUGCACCUCCUUCCCUUCAUGCGUCGUGCUGAACAUCACCGGCGCCUGCUGCCCGACUCCCGAUGGCACACGCCUGGGCUGCUGCGACUCCAUCUAG